AUGGCACCUAUACAAAGCAAAGUCUACCGCUUACGAGGAAUUCCUGAGCACCUGGAUCGUCUUGGUGUGACACAGCUUGUCAGCACAUUUGUCCCCGGCGGCGACCUCCGAGAUGUCAUCGUAACAUCUUUGGCUCUCAGCUGCGAAGUAUGGACCGUUUCGCGCUCCAAAGUGGCUACUUUGUCAUUUCAGAAGCUUCCUGAUGCCGUCAGCAAAGAUCCGACAGCAGGAGAGUGGCCACUACGAGUGCUUGCUCUGGCUAAGCCGCUGCUCCUGGAUGAUACAUUUUUUGGACUAUGUCCUUUAAACGACGUCCCAGAACACCAACACAAAUAUGACUGCAUUGUCAUAUCAGGACUUGCCAGCCAUCCUAUGGGCUCAUGGCAGCCGCAUGGAGAGGACAAAUCAUUCAUGUGGAUCCGAGACACCCUGCCUCUUUUAGUGCCUAAUGUCAAGUUUAUUCUGUAUGGAUACGAUACAACGCUGGCUGGAAGCAAGUCAUUCCAAGCGGUAUCAGAUCUCGCAUUGAGCUUCAUCAGCACCCUUCAGCAAGGAGGCUGGACUUCAGCUGGCCAUAGACAGCUGUUGUUCUUCGCUCAUAGCCUCGGAGGGGUCAUUCUAAAGGAAGCUUUCCGUAUGCUAGCUGACAGUGGGGUAACGGAUGAAUUGAUCUUGACUCGCACAAAAGGAGUCAUCUUCUUUGGAGUUCCGAGCCAGGGCCUUGACGUCUCCGAUCUCGACAUCAUGUUGAAGGACCAACCAAACAAAGAUGCACUUGUGAAUGAAAUCUCAAACGAGUCUCCAUUUAUCAAUAUAUUAGAAGAGCAAUUUUCGGGUAUCUCGCAUCUUCGAAAAAUGAAGCUUCUCUGGGCCUAUGAAACCAAGACAACUCCCACACUAACGAUGGCUAAUGGGAAAUAUCGGAGAUCUGGACCCGGAAGAGUUUUCGUGUCUCCUCAAUCUGCAACUAGCCAACGAUAUACAACUGACCCAUCUUCAACUAUACAAAUAAACGCAAAUCACUCAGACAUGGUUAAGUUCUCUCAAGGAAAUGAAGCAAUUGAUCGGAUCGCGUAUAAGCUUCGAGACAUGCUUGAAAGCGACGCUGCGAAAAUUUACGGGGGGGUAAACGACACAGCCGUUGAAAAAAAAAGGACUGUGCAUGAGAGUAACCAAGGAGCUGAAAAAGAAAUGGAACAUGUUGAUAAUUCCCUCGACCCAGACUUCUGGGAUAUAAAAGCUAUCCUAAAGUCGAUCAAUGCUCCGGAACGCGAUCUUCGAUUAGAACAAAUUGACAUAGCGGCCGGGCAUUCUUUCCAGUGGGCAUUCGACAAGGCUUCGGUCGGAUUGACUCGCUGGCUUCAAAGCGAAGAAAAACUGUUCUGGGUAUCCGGAAAGCCCGGGUCUGGAAAGUCCACAUUCAUAAAAUACCUGCACACCAAUCCGCUUACCUCGGAAUAUCUACGCAACUGGUAUCGCAGUACCAAUAAUGUUCAAGCGACAUUCUUCUUCCAUCAUCGUGGUACCGCCAUCCAGAAAUCGCUUGAAGGCCUUUACCGUGGAAUACUAGGCCAAAUUUUGGAGCAAUCUCCCCAGUCCUUAUUUGUGAUCCAUCCAAAUCUUUCGCAGACUUACAGAGAAGUUGUUCGCAACUACAAUCUUGGGACUCUUUCUUCGGAUUUGGCAGCUUUGGUCAGUUCAUGUGAGGUUACUCAAGACGAGGAGAUUUCGAGACAGCUCCAACAUGUUUUGCUGUGUGAAAUGCCCCGCAAAGCUUUUCGUACAAUGGUCAUGGAUUCAAGGCAAGCCAGUGGUGCAAUUGGCAAAGAUACGGAUACCUUAGAACAGAUAUUUCAGCAUCGAGACCACUUGCAGCCGACUUCGACAUAUGCUACAAUCAUAGUUCGCAGAGACAAGAACAGAAAUGCCUCCACUAGCUUGGCUCUUUGGAUUUCCCAAAAAUUAGUAUUCACCCACGACAUAACCAACCAGGAGACGGGUGGAUUUGUGACCGUUGAUCUUUUAAUUUCUAGAAACACAAGCGCUUCUGCAAAAUCUAUGCUCAAAAGCAACAAACCUGUCUUUGCGACUCUGGAUCUUUUUAUUUCACAAAGACGAGUUUAUACCACCGACAUCUUCUACGGUAAUGACGAUGAGAAACUUGCUACUCUGGGCAUCUUUGCUGAGGUAAAGGUUUUUGCUUCGGAAAAACUGAAAUAUUCCACAAUGGUCGGAAAGGAUUACUUUUCAGCUUCAAAUUCCGAAAUUAAAUGGCCAAAUGGAGAACAAAUCGAUUCUACGAUUCAAGAUUGGCUAGUAGCCAUUGAUCCAGUAGAACAAUUCUCGCAGCUCAAAACGCUACUACAAAAUCGCACGAAACAGCAUAAAUAUCACCACAUUGAUAAGUUGGUCAAGGAAACUCUCAUCCGAUGUUUUUAUCGAAAAGCACAGCAGCGGCGCAUUGAGGCAGGACAUUGGAGUCUGCAACAACUCAGCGACGCCAUGGAUAGGGUCGCCAGUCAACGUUUGAUUGACCUGGAUCUUUGCUUACUCCUCGAUGCUUUAGACGAGCACGAUGGACCGCCCGAAGUAAUUUGUCAAUUUAUCAAGAAACUCACUACCGCUAUGGGCAGUCGAACUAGAAUGAAGAUACUGUUCUCCAGUCGACCCUGGCAGUCAUUUAUUGAUGCUUUUGGGCAAAAUUCUGGGAUUCAAAUACAUGACUUUACCGAGGGCGACAUUCGCGAACUUUGCUUGGAAAAGGCAGUCCCUGAUAAACCAGGCUCGGAAGCAGUACUAGAAUUAACCGAAAAGAUUGUCAAACAGGCUAGAGGUGUCUUCCUGUGGGUCAAGCUGGUGAUAAGCGAUCUUUUGGAGAAUGCUGCCAGGCUGGCUGUUGCUGGAUACAGUUUAGAGCAACUUCACGCAACGCUCAUUGACAUUUUAAACUCUCUACCCAAUGAUUUAGAGCAGUACUACAAACUCAUUAUUACCAGAAUACCUUCUUCCUACCGCUGGGAGGCCUAUUGCUUGCUCGAGGUUAUCAGCAAAUCAACAGAUACAAUAUUUCUUUCUCAAGUCCCAGAUAUUCUAGCCUGUGCACAAGCAAAUAGCGUGGGGGACCUUUUUGCGUUAAAGGCUAGGUCUCGAGAUGUCGCUCAUCGAUAUUCUGUCGAAGACCUCAGGGCUCACUCAGGCGGCUUGAUUGAGGAUGUCUCUUCAAGCCAGCUCCAGUUGCUUCACCAAACCCUUGUGGAAUUCGUUCAGCUCCCCGAGUUUAAAAAGGUCGUUCUCGAAGAUAGGUAUCGUAUUAUGAAGGAGAAUGGUUAUUCAAUACUUUUGAAGUAUACAAUUUUCAGGGAAGGCCCGCGACACAAAGGAUUUCACGAUCACCAUUCACCCGUGUUGACUGUGAGCAGUAAAGCCCUCUAUUACGCACGGGAAGCAGAGUCUACUACAGGAGAAAGCGCUUUUGCCCUCUUUCAGCAUGUGGUCUGGGAGCCACCAGAAGGAGGUAAUUUUCUUCCGAAACUUGAACAACAGAAGUACACGACCCUGGAGAUUGCCCUAGCUUAUGGAUUAAAGUUGCUCUGUAGCGAUGCCUUGAAACGCGAUGCUCGUGUUAAUGCUGACAGAGCUCCGCUGGUAUUUCUUAUAUUGCGAAAUAUGAUUCAAAAGGGAAGAAUUGAUAGUGCCAGCGCUCUCAAUACGCUCAAAGAUAUGGUGGCUCAAGGAUUCCCGAUCCACAACAGCCAUAUAGGCUUCCUGACGAUACUAAGUCAUCAACAUAACGAAGCAUCAUGGGUAGUCAAGGAAGGCGUUGCAUCAAACGUGGAUGUCAAUCCCUUGAUAGCCUUCUGUCAGGAGGUGCUGGACACAUUCUUCGAAUCGGGUUUCAGCAUUACGUGUCAAAUGGAAGGCUUGGCGGUUGAUGAAUUUGCUCUCUUUAGGCAGUCUAUGAGACUGCGCGGCAUAAAAGAUACCGUCCAGGCCAUUCACAUUUCUAGUCAUCAUGAAAUUACGAGGCAUCUUUUAGAGAACGGCGCCAGUCCUAACGAACUGACCACGGAAAGGCUGACCCCGAUCGACUGCUGGAUAAAAGGCAAUGCAGAGAAUACAUUUCCUCCAGGAGCUGGCAAUAUUGUGCUGUCUAUUACGGUUCUCAUCGAGCAUGGAGGGCGCCUAAACGUGUGUACUCGAAAGGAAUGGAAAAGCCUGGUACAAUCUCUAAGUACCACUACCCACUUCAACCUUCCGCAAUGUCCUGGAUGGCUUGACGGAGCACCGGGUGCAAGUCGAUGGAUCGAUAUCGACAUACGAGAUGCUGGGAGGCGUUCUGGAAACCUGUUGAAAUUAUUGAAGCGCAAAUGA
Molecule: messenger RNA, 4371 nt
Organism: Trichoderma gamsii
Lineage: Eukaryota; Fungi; Ascomycota; Sordariomycetes; Hypocreales; Hypocreaceae
Exons: 4
Coding region: 1-4371 (1456 amino acids)
Source: RefSeq, a predicted model, not a curated record